UUUGAGCAACAUCAUUGGCAAAUGUACAUGUUCACCUCGACAAUUGAGUCGAUAACACACACACACUGACAUAGAGUGAUGCGACGAUUCACUUACUCCUACUGUUCGACUAUGUAGAUGACUUCUUAGUUUUGAUUUAACUUGAUAGGUCUUCAUUUAAAGUUACAUAAGAUCAGAACAAGAACAUUAUAUUAGUUUGUACAGCCUCAAAGUCAUAAAAUAGUAUUUUUUAAAUGCAUUUCAAAAGUGCUAGGGACAAGCUUAUUGUGAAAUUCUUUUAAAAAUAGAUUCUGAAAUAUCUCCAAAGAAAUGGCUGUACUGCUUCAACUGACAUGUGUAUUUUUAACGAUAACUAUACUACAGAAUAUUAUUCAACCAAAUUCAGUUGAAAGUUUGAUUAUAGCCCCUGUAGUUCAACCUCCUCCUGAAUUCUACACUCUGGCAUCAACUCACGCAGCCAUGUCUGCAGGGAGAUUUCAAGGUCAAGGUUACAGAUUCGUCCGGCGAUGGUACAGGUGGUGCUGGAACGCUACCUCUCAAAAAUACAGAAGCAUAGACGGAACGUGUAACAAUGUCAGAAACUUAGGUGCCGCCUUCACAGCCGUACCAAGGUUGUUACCUCCAGAAUACGCCGAUGGCGUGGAUGCGCCCAGGCAGUUUGGUAAAGACGGGCUACCUCUCCCUAGUGCCAGAAAUGUCAGCCUUCAUCUUCACCCGUGUGAGGCGGAGUAUACAUGCAACUCUUUGAUGGUCAUGCAGUGGGGUCAGUGGGUCAUUCACGACCUCUCAGCUAUCCCAAUCUCCACUGGUCCUAACGGUGCUAUUCAGUGCUGUGGAGACAAAGGCGAGGCACCUCCAUUUAUAAACCAGAGGAAUUGUUUCCCAAUUGAAAUACCAACAGACGACUAUGAUUUUAACUUCCGGUGUAUGGAGUUUGUUAGAUCAAUGGCUUUGACAAACGAAUUCGGAAUUACAGAAAAACCUAGGACUCAGAUCAACAUUGUCACAUCUUUUAUUGACGCCUCACAGAUCUACGGCUCUCUUCCUACACAAGAAAGAAAUUUACGAGACCUAGUGAACAACACCAACCCGCUGUGUAUUUUGAAGACAUUUGGACACUCGGCAUUGCCUCAAUCUCCAGUACAGAACUGUGUUCUCAGACCUAAUACAUCUGACUAUUGCCAGUUGGCAGGUGAUAUAAGAGUGAACGAGCAGCCGGGUCUAGGGGUGAUGCACACUUUGUUCGUCCGUGAGCACAAUAGAAUAGCCCAAGAAUUCAGUCGACUCUUAAGUAAUGCAAGCGAGGAACGUAUCUUCCAGUUGACUCGCAAAGUUGUAGCAGCGUAUCAACAAAUCAUCAACUACAACGAAUACCUUCCUGAGGUGCUCGGAAGGGACGCCUAUGUGAAAAAGUUGGUCUCCAAACGAGGCAGGACUGCCUACAACCCAGAUGUGGAUCCAAGUAUACUCAAUGAAUUCUCAACAGCGGCAUUCAGAUUUGGUCACUCCACGAUACCAGAGGCACUCUCAUUUUUUGAUCGUAUGACGAAGUUGCGUUACCUUCUACACAGACCUACGGAAUGUUUAGAACAUUACGACCAAGUACUGGCCGGCCUUAUCGGUGUUGUGGACAAACCCUACCGUCAAGCGCUCAAGAAAGUGGACAGAAACUUUGUUCACGAAGUGUCGAAAUUUCUGUUUGAAGCCAAAAACCCAAACCGUACAGGUCUGGAUCUUAUUUCUUUAAACAUACAGAGGGGUCGAGACCAUGGCCUAGCACCUUAUGUCAAAUACAGAGCCUACUGCGGCCUUUCACCUGUCAAAGAUUUCAAUGAUACUCAUGUCUUAGGGCCACACGUCCGAGAUUUGCAGAAGGUAUACAGAUCUAUAGAUGACAUCGAUCUCUUCACUGGACUACUGUAUGAGCCCAGUGUCGGUCACUCUGCUAUUGGUCCUACACUCAAGUGUCUUCUGGGGAUCCAGUUCUACAGAACCAAGUACGGGGACCGUUUUUUCUUCGACACAGAAGAUGAAAGCAUUGGCUUCAAUGACGAACAACUGGACGCCUUGAGAAAUACAAGUUUGGCGAAGAUUAUAUGUCACAACUCAGCUCUAAAGGAGGUUCCACUGAAUGUAUUUAGACUGCCAUCAACAAACAAUCCACUAUACAGUUGUGAACAGCUACGUACAGAAAGUUUGGACUUAACUUUGUUUGUGUGAUUAGGAGACGGGAAUUGUCUGAUUUAUCUUUACAUUUUAAAAACAUUACCUUAUCUAUCAUUUUCUAUGAAAUCAUAUGGCGAGAAAAAAACAAGAACUUUAGUCUUUUCAUUUAAAAAUUCUUAAGGUUUAGAUUUGAUCUAAUUUUUUAAAUGUAAAGCUGAAUCUCAUUGUUUUGAUAAUUAUGGAAUCGUAUCCCCAAAAAUGUAUUUUGAUUUUCAAAUGUGUGCUUUUGUAUGUCCUGUUUUGAUGUAAAACAGCAGUGUCCUUGAACUUGUGCUAUAGAAAUAAAAUAUGUAUAAUGAAUACAAUA
This is a messenger RNA of Biomphalaria glabrata, 2533 nucleotides long. Its product is annotated as peroxidase-like. The transcript is spliced from 16 exons. The record is from RefSeq and is a predicted model, not a curated record. The coding region runs from base 310 to 2220 and encodes 636 amino acids. Gene Ontology annotation, molecular function: heme binding; peroxidase activity. Gene Ontology annotation, biological process: response to oxidative stress. NCBI's taxonomy places the organism in Eukaryota, Metazoa, Mollusca, Gastropoda, Planorbidae.